Messenger RNA from Penaeus vannamei (Pacific white shrimp), 2216 nucleotides. Lineage: Eukaryota; Metazoa; Arthropoda; Malacostraca; Decapoda; Penaeidae. The record is from RefSeq and is a predicted model, not a curated record.
CGUCGCGAAGCAUCUCGAAGGCUCCAAGCAUCGCGAGGCCGGUGCCAGGUACGCCGUCUCGAAGCCAUCAGAGGCACCGCGAUCUCUAAAGGGCCUCCUGACGCCCACUGUGCUCGAGGCGGCCGUGGGUGGAAUGGUCACCGUCACGCCGAAGAAGGUCUACGAGUGUCUCAUCUGGCAGCGUCCAGGCUUUCCGGGUCUGUGCCUCUGCAGAGCCACCUGGUGAGCGACGUCCACAAGAAGAAGGUCGUAGCGCAGAGGCCGCCGGGGAGCCUGGCUCUUGGAUUUGCCCCGACGUCUGGCCUCUCGCCUGGCGCUCAGGCUCCCCAGACAACGCCAGGCCCUCCCGUCUUCCAGGCCACAGCUGCGACGCAGGAGAUUCCGGGCUUCCACGCCCCGUCCGAUGUGCAGGGCUUUUCGGUCGUCCAGACGCCAACAGCUGUGCAGGGCGUCUCUGUUAUCCAGACGCCAACGAAGCUCCAAGACGUUUCCCUCAUUCCAAAUCUCUCGGCUCUCCAAGGCAGCUCGAGCUUUAGGACUUCUAUACCUGACCAGGGGAACUCGGGCUUCACGGCACCCACGUUUGCAGCCUCAAGGUUCAAAAUCACGGACGAAGAAAUAAAGAAAUAUACCGCGAUUUUGGGCUCAGAACCACCCUCAGGAGGUUUCGUUGCUCCUUCCAAUCAGCAGCAGCCUUCGCCGUCCGAGGAGGAGGAUGAACUCGAGAAAGUCUUCCGAGAGAAGCUGGUGGUUCAGACGGACAACAUUGCCGAACCCUUUUCGUGCGUCGCCUGUCAGAAAAGGUUCAAUAGCUCCUACACACUAUCAGACCAUCUGAAAAGUAAAAAGCAUAAGAAAAAGGAAAUGGAGCUUGACCUACAGACGCGGAAAUCGAGCGAGACGGAAGAUCCUUCUGUCAGCCAGAGGGCGAGCCAUGGCAAAAGUAGGCGCAAGUACUCAGUGGUGUCCACUCCUCGCGGCCAUGUCUAUGUCUUCAACAACACCUUCGAGGGCCAAGGGAAAAGCCAGCGAACGGGCGCCAAAUUGGACUCGAUUAACAUCUAUGAGACCUUCAGGAAGAUGGGCUACGAUGUGUUUGUCCUUGAAGACCUGACGGGGGCGCAGACGCUCGAGGCCUUCAAGAGCAUUCGGGGCAACGCCGCCCUGAGCAGCGUGGAUGCGCUGAUCAUCUUCAUCCUGAGCCACGGCGUCGACCCUUACACCUUCAGGGCGAACGACGGCCAGGAAAUCUGUCUCCACAAGAUCCGCUUCAGCUUCACCAACCGCGGGUGCCCCUACAUGAAGGGGAAGCCAAAGAUCUUCUUCACCAACUACUGCCGCGGCGACCAGAUGGAGAAGCGGGAGGUGGACAGCCUGGAAGUGCCCUGCGACAUGGUCACCAUUCACGCCGCCAUCGAGGGGGUCAUGGCACACAGACUGAAAUCCUCGGGCACGGUGUUUGUCAAGUGCCUCUGCGAAGUGCUCAACAGACACGCCCGCACCAUGGACCUCAGGGAACUCUACGGAGAGAUCGGCGACAAGAUGAGGCAAAAUAAAGGAACAAGACCCAUGUGGGAGGACUAUGGCUUCGAGAGGUUCUUCUUCAACUCUGUCUGACGCGCUGUGCUGGCUGGAGUUUUCUCUCCCUCACCCUGGUCUGGUCUUCCGAAGUAUGUUCCUCUUCAUUACUAUUUAAUCACCAUCCCGUAUGCCAAAGCAGGUGACGACGAUCUAUGACAGUGCAACCAACAUGAUUACAGUCAAAAUACCAUACUCGUAGGAAAGGUGCGUCGAAAAUUGUAUUUCUAUGAUACAUCAGUGAGUGUUUUCAUGUUGAAAUAAGGCUUCUCUAGACAUUGUGUUUCAAGCUAUUUAAAAUAUUGGGAUAAACAGUUUCCAAUUUCGGAAAAUUUGUUUCUAAUAAUGAACUGUGAUAUUUUAUAAAUGUUAAAUUGUUAAUGAACAAGCAUAAUAAUUCCUUUUAGUAACACAUAUAAACAUAAUUAUUAUUACCAUUGCCAAUGGUAUUUUUCUUGAUGCACUAUUUUAAUAUCAGGAAAUGAAUUUGUAGAAAAUAUUUUCCAUUAUUUUAUGCAAUCAGUCUUGCAAUUGUGAUAUUUUUGGUCGCAUAGCCACUGUUUAACUGAUAUUUUCUCCGAAGUUAACAGUAUAUGCAUAUUAUUUCGUUAUAUAAUAAAGAUUUAUCAAACUACAAA